Tauraco erythrolophus (red-crested turaco) is the source of this 961-nucleotide messenger RNA. The record is from RefSeq and is a predicted model, not a curated record. Lineage: Eukaryota; Metazoa; Chordata; Aves; Musophagiformes; Musophagidae.
GCCAAACGUGGAGGCCAAGGGGGACCUGUACAGCCUGCUGGUGUCCCAUGCCACCCCCCGGGACAGCGGGCUCUACGUCUGCAAGGCCAAGAACAGCGUUGGCGAGACCUAUGCCGCCGCCACGCUCAAGGUGGAGGCGGUACUGGAGUGGGAGAAGGACGGCCGCAAGCUCUCCGACCUCUUCGAGAGCAGCCACUUCGCAGUGGGGCAGGAGCCGGAGGACUGGCAUUUCCUGAAGCUGUUUGGUGCCCGGCCCCCAGAUGGUGGGGUGUACGUGUGCCGGGCACGCAGCGGCUCCCGCGAGGCCCUGGCUGCUGCUGUCACAGUGCCGGCCAGGGUACCGGGCGCUAAGGCGUUCAUCGUGAGCGCAGGGAAGCAUGCCAAGUUUCGCUGCUACGUCACCGGCAAGCCCAAGCCAGAGAUUGUCUGGCAGAAGGAUGGCGAGCCCCUCACCCCUGGCCGCAGGCACCUUGUCUACGAGGACCGGGAGGGCUACUUCAUCCUCAAGGUGCUGUAUUGCAAACCCCAGGACCAGGGGCUGUACAUCUGCACCGCCUCCAACACUGCUGGCCAGACCCUCAGCGCCGUUCAGCUCCAGGUGAAAGAGCACCGGCUGCGGUUCCAGGUGCAGCUGACAGACGUGGAGGUGGCGGAGCGGGAGGACGCCGUGCUGGAGUGCCAGGUGCCGCUGGAGACCAUCCCCACCGCCUGGUACCUGGAGGACAGGGAGCUGCAGCCCAGCCACAAGUACGUGAUGGAGGAGCGAGGGGUGGUGCGGCGCCUGACGAUCCGCGACGCCCGCACCGAUGACGAUGGCAUCUACCUCUGCCAGAUGAAGGACAAAGGACGCAGCAUCGCCGAGGUCUCUGUCCGAGGUGGGGCCCAGGAUGCAGGCAUCAUCUCCUUCACCAUCGGGGAGUCACAGACAUCCUCCCAGCUCCGGGUCAAGUGUAAGCUCUAG